AUGGCGGCUGAAGAUCACCCCCGCGGUGGUGAUGGCGAAGGUUUGGCGCCCACAUCGGCACUUGUUGCAGGCUGGACUCACGACUCGCCAGGUGCAAGCGACGAACUCGAAAUGGCGGGCAACACCGUGCUGACAUCCGUGCUGCCCACAGAUGACCCCCAUCACGCGCUGACGUCGCAGACCCUGAACGCCGAUGGCACUCCCAAGCGGCCCAUGAACGCCUUCAUGAUUUUCGCGCGCAAGCGACGGCCGCAGAUCUCGGCCGCGAACCAAAUGAUGCGCACGGGUGAUAUCAGCAAGAUCCUGAGUAAAGAGUGGAACGCGAUGGAAAUGGCGGAGAAGAAGUUUUACCUCGACCAAGCGAAGAAACUGAAGGACAACUUCAACAACAAAUACCCAGACUAUGUCUACCGCCGGCGGCCUAACAACUCGCGCAAGAAGCGCAAACCUGACGCAGAUGCGCAGUCCCCCACCGAACACUCCGUCGGUGGCGACACCGACGACGCGUCGGUCGACGAUCCAUCUCCUGUGGAUGCAGAGGACCAAUCUCGGGAUCCGCAUUCUGCACCGUAUCUGUAUCGUCCUUCGUCAGGGACGACUGGAAUGUAUGAGAGCGGGGAUUCUUUCCUAUCAUCGCAAGCAACACCUUCAUAUCCAUAUGUUGCAGACAUUCCACCGGCACAGUAUGGUCAAACUCCGAGGUUGUCCCACCCAGACCAAUCGCUGCCACAAAAUUCAUUAACUCCCCUUCGGAUACCCUCGCUCGCAGAAACCGUCGCUAGUGCUCAGGGACAGGGCUUGUCAUAUUCGGCUUCUCGCGGGAGCUCGAGCCAGGCGACGAUUACCAGCCCAGUACACGCUUCGCAUUCACCACAAGCCUACUGGGACCCUCGACAUGCCGGCAGACCAGAUGAGGGCAGGUCAAACUGGCCCUCGCUGGACAUGUCCGUGUCGCCGCAGCAGAGGACUGUGCCGCCCAAUCGGUCGGAUGCCUUUUCCUCUCAGGUUCCACAGCGCCCCUGGUCGAGCUCGGCAUCCUCAGCAACUUCUAGCAGCUCUGGAGGCGCAUCCGGCUCGCACUACGCGAACUCUCAAUUCCCGACGCUCACGUCGCCCUUCUUCCCGUCCCAGUCCCCGAUCCAGAGGUCUGCGGAGGCCGUCUCACCGUCUCCCUCGUCGCACCCCAGCAGCUCCCCAGAAUACUUCUCCCGGGCUUCCUACCCGGGCGCGACGUCUACCGUGCCGUCAGUACCGCAGCCAGGCGGGUCUGGGUACCAGCUCCACCACGGCACUUCGUCGCAGUGGGGACCCCAAUACCCUCGUGCCGGAAACGAGGCACAACAGCGUUCCUUGCCCGCACUGCAGCCCAUCUCCACUUACCCUCUACCGUCGACGAGCAGCGCCUCUCCUCCGCCGUCGAGUGCAGGUGCACACUCGUCCCACAUUCCAUACUGGGAUCGGUCUAGGUACGAUGGACGGUGA
Molecule: messenger RNA, 1482 nt
Organism: Phanerochaete carnosa HHB-10118-sp
Lineage: Eukaryota; Fungi; Basidiomycota; Agaricomycetes; Polyporales; Phanerochaetaceae
Exons: 3
Coding region: 1-1482 (493 amino acids)
Biological process (GO): regulation of DNA-templated transcription; anatomical structure morphogenesis; cell differentiation
Molecular function (GO): DNA-binding transcription factor activity, RNA polymerase II-specific; RNA polymerase II cis-regulatory region sequence-specific DNA binding
Source: RefSeq, a predicted model, not a curated record